This is a messenger RNA of Cladocopium goreaui, 465 nucleotides long. The record is from the annotation of a GenBank genome assembly. NCBI's taxonomy places the organism in Eukaryota, Dinophyceae, Suessiales, Symbiodiniaceae.
AGGCGAUGAAGGCAAUGAAGGCCAUGAAGACGGCGAAGCUCAUGUCCAAAGGCGCCUUGGCCACAGAAUUGGCCGAGGCAGCUGAGCUCAAGAAGUCUCACGUCUCCAAGGUCUUGGAUCUGUUGGCAGAGAUUGGCACCAAAGAAGUGGUGAAGAACGGCAAAUUCACCCUGCCAGGCCUUGCCAUGAUCAAGACACGCAAGAAGAAGGCAACCAAAGGUGGCACCAGGAUGAUGUUCGGAAAGGAAGUGAAGGUGAAGCCCCAGCCCGCGAAGACCGUUGUGAAGGCCUUUCCUGUGAAGGUCCUGAAGGACUCGAUCUAAGACCCCAGCAGUUUACGGAAGCUGGUUCUCAGCGAGGAUCAGAUUUUGGGAUCGAAAUCUUGAGAUUUAUGAGGAAACACUGACGCCAGUCAGGUGGAACUUGAACCAUUCACAGCUGCGGUUCCCCUGCGAUGUGGAAAAA